GAAUCUCGUGGCGACUAAGCCACCUCACAUCUUCCUUUGAUUCUUCUCUCCAAAAACCUAGAGAGAGAAAACAGGGCCUCUUACCCCCUCCCUCUCUACCUUCAAAAUCCAAUUCCUUUUCCUCCCUCGAACUGUGUUUUACAUCCAUGGCUGCCUCCACCACCAACCUCUCUCCUUUAGCAUCACAUCUAUCAAAACCCAUCAAACAAACCCCCUUUUAUCUCGUCCCCCAAACCCUACUAAACCCCCUUUAUUUCCCUCUCAAACCUCUUUUCCGUACCCACAAACCUCACUGCACCGUCUCCUCCAAAAACCCCAUCGCCGACUUCUUUCCGGCAAACAAACCCAACCCAGAACCCAGUUUUAUCCCUUCUUUCACCGACGAUGACAAGCCCCGUGAAGAAUGCGGCGUUGUGGGUAUAUUCGGUGACCCAGAAGCCUCACGUCUCUGCUAUUUAGCCCUCCAUGCCCUUCAACAUCGUGGACAAGAAGGUGCUGGUAUUGUAGCAGUGAAUAACAAUGUUCUUCAAUCGGUCACCGGUGUCGGUUUAGUUUCCGAUGUGUUUAAUGAAACCAAACUUAGUCAAUUACCUGGUGAAAUGGCAAUCGGACAUGUAAGAUAUUCAACCGCCGGUUCAUCAAUGUUAAAAAAUGUACAACCUUUUGUAGCUGGUUACAGGUUUGGUUCUGUUGGUGUUGCACAUAAUGGGAAUUUAGUGAAUUAUAGAACUUUAAGAGCUACCCUUGAAGAUAAUGGUUCAAUUUUUAAUACUAGUUCAGAUACUGAAGUUGUUCUUCAUUUAAUUGCUAUUUCAAAAGCUAGGCCAUUUUUUUUAAGAAUUGUUGAUGCUUGUGAAAAGCUUGAAGGUGCUUAUUCAAUGGUGUUUGUAACUGAAGAUAAACUUGUUGCUGUACGUGAUCCUUAUGGAUUUAGGCCUUUAGUUAUGGGAAGGAGAACCAAUGGUGCCGUCGUGUUUGCUUCCGAGACGUGUGCACUCGAUUUAAUCGAAGCGACGUAUGAACGAGAAGUGAAUCCCGGUGAAGUUCUUGUUGUUGAUAAAAAAGAUGGUGUUCAAUCACUCUGCUUGUUGCCUCACCCUGAACCAAAGCAAUGUAUUUUCGAGCAUAUUUACUUUGCUUUGCCGAAUUCGGUUGUGUUCGGACGGUCUGUUUACGAGUCUCGACAUGUUUUUGGUGAAAUACUUGCUACUGAAGCUCCGGUUGAUUGUGAUGUUGUGAUUGCAGUGCCGGAUUCUGGUGUGGUAGCUGCUCUUGGUUAUGCAGCUAAAGCAGGGGUUCCGUUUCAACAAGGGUUGAUUCGGUCUCAUUACGUUGGAAGAACGUUUAUCGAGCCUUCGCAAAAGAUUAGAGAUUUUGGGGUUAAGCUUAAGCUUUCCCCGGUUCGUGGUGUGUUGGAAGGUAAAAGGGUUGUGGUUGUUGACGACUCGAUUGUUCGUGGAACCACAUCUUCAAAAAUUGUUAGGUUGAUUAAGGAAGCAGGGGCUAAGGAAGUUCAUAUGAGGAUUGCUAGCCCACCGAUUAUCGGUUCUUGCUAUUACGGAGUGGAUACGCCAAGCGCGGAGGAAUUGAUAUCGAACCGAAUGAGUGUUGAGGAGAUCCGAGAGUUCAUUGGAUGUGAUUCCCUCGCGUUCCUCCCAUUCAAUAGCUUGCAGAAAAUGUUGGCUAGCGAUUCUCAAAAGUUCUGUUACGCUUGCUUCUCCGGCAAGUAUCCUGUUAUGCCGAAGGAGGUUAAAGUGAAAAAAGUAGGUGAUUUCUUGGAUGAUGGAUUGAAUGGACCUAUGGAUUCCAUCGAUGGAGGUUGGGUUACAGGUCCAAAAAAUAUUGAUGUUGAGAAAGAAAUCGAUCCGUUGUAUCAACAGAGUAAGAUUUAGGGUUUAGGGUUUAACUCGUUUUGAUAAUUUAUGUGUUGGUCAGUGAUUUAUUUAGGGUUCUUCUACCAUAUGAAAGCUUUAUACAAUUUUGUCCCCAUUAUUUUCUUUUUGCAAAAACCUAAUCUCCAUUUUAUAUAUAUUGGGUUUUGAUUUCUUUUUGCUUAUAAACAAUGGACAAAUAGAUGAAAUCAUAUUAUUACAGGGAUUUUGUUGUAAUUAUUGACAAUUAUUUCUUGCAAGCCUUUAUGUUUCCUUUUAUAUAUUUUCUUUUGAUUA
This is a messenger RNA of Gossypium raimondii (Peruvian cotton), 2168 nucleotides long. Its product is annotated as amidophosphoribosyltransferase, chloroplastic. Gene Ontology annotation, molecular function: amidophosphoribosyltransferase activity. Gene Ontology annotation, cellular component: cytoplasm. The record is from RefSeq and is a predicted model, not a curated record. NCBI's taxonomy places the organism in Eukaryota, Viridiplantae, Streptophyta, Magnoliopsida, Malvales, Malvaceae. Gene Ontology annotation, biological process: purine nucleotide biosynthetic process; purine nucleobase biosynthetic process.